Messenger RNA from Zonotrichia leucophrys gambelii, 760 nucleotides. RefSeq names its product RAB3A, member RAS oncogene family (gene RAB3A). The transcript is spliced from 5 exons. Gene Ontology annotation, cellular component: axon; plasma membrane; endosome. Gene Ontology annotation, molecular function: GTP binding; GTPase activity; myosin V binding. The record is from RefSeq and is a predicted model, not a curated record. Lineage: Eukaryota; Metazoa; Chordata; Aves; Passeriformes; Passerellidae. Gene Ontology annotation, biological process: maintenance of presynaptic active zone structure; regulation of synaptic vesicle fusion to presynaptic active zone membrane; synaptic vesicle exocytosis. Bases 82 to 744 code for a protein of 220 amino acids.
CGCCCCUCAGCCGACGUCACCCAGGCUCCGCAUCUGCUGCAGUCGCUGCGGGGAGGAGGCGGCGGCGCGAGCGCGGCAGAGAUGGCGUCGGCUACUGACUCCCGCUAUGGGCAGAAGGAAUCCUCGGACCAGAACUUCGAUUACAUGUUCAAGAUCCUGAUCAUCGGCAACAGCAGCGUGGGCAAAACCUCCUUCCUGUUCCGCUACGCCGACGACUCCUUCACGCCCGCCUUCGUCAGCACCGUGGGCAUCGACUUCAAGGUCAAGACCAUCUACAGGAACGACAAACGCAUCAAGCUGCAGAUCUGGGACACGGCGGGGCAGGAGCGGUACCGCACCAUCACCACCGCCUACUACCGCGGGGCCAUGGGCUUCAUCCUCAUGUACGACAUCACCAACGAGGAGUCCUUCAACGCCGUGCAGGACUGGUCCACCCAGAUCAAGACCUACUCGUGGGACAACGCGCAGGUGCUGCUGGUGGGGAACAAGUGUGACAUGGAGGACGAGCGCGUGGUGUCCUCGGAGAAGGGGCGCCAGCUCGCCGAGCACCUGGGGUUUGAGUUUUUCGAGGCCAGCGCCAAGGACAACAUCAACGUGAAGCAGACCUUCGAGAGGCUGGUGGACAUCAUCUGCGAGAAGAUGUCCGAGUCGCUGGACACGGCCGACCCCGCGGUCACCGGCGCCAAGCAGGGCCCCCAGCUCACGGACCAGCAGGCCCCCCCCCACCAGGACUGUGCCUGCUAGGGGCCAGCCCCCCCCC